Ipomoea nil (Japanese morning glory) is the source of this 711-nucleotide messenger RNA. RefSeq lists its product as uncharacterized. The record is from RefSeq and is a predicted model, not a curated record. Lineage: Eukaryota; Viridiplantae; Streptophyta; Magnoliopsida; Solanales; Convolvulaceae. The transcript has a single exon. The coding region runs from base 1 to 711 and encodes 236 amino acids.
AUGAAAAUAGCUGUAGAAGUCAAAAAUAAAUGGGGCAUUAUCAUAGGAAGCGUUGCUGCUCCGGCAAGAGAGAAUGCACAGUAUGCUUCCUGGAGGCGUUGCAAUCUUAUGGUGUGUGCCUGGAUCUUUAAAUCGGUACACAUCUCCAUCGCACAGAGCAUCAUGCACUUAGAUAGAGCCAAGGAAGUUUGGGAAGACUUGGAAUGGAGGUUCGCACAAUGCGACGCACAGAAGAUUUCGGCAUUACAGAACGAGAUCUUCAACCUACAACAAGGGAAUCGGACGGUAAAUGACUACUAUACAAAAUGUCACACUCUUUGGGAAGAGAUGAAUGCGCUUAUACCUUUCCCUAUUUGUAAAUGGAAUCCGAAGUGUUCAUGCAAUUUGGUUGACGAAAUACGCAAGGAGCGAGAUACAGACCAAGUUAUACGGUUCCUGCAAGGUCUUGGAGAUGAUUACAAUAGCCUGAAAUCCAACGUCUUAGUCCUAGAUCCCCUUCCUGAAGUCUAUAAGGUAUUUGUGAUGGCAGAAAAGUUGGAGAGACAAAUUACUCUCACAAACAUGAACCUGAACAGCAUUGAUUUAAGCCAAGAGAACGCAGUGCAACAUGAGCAAGGGUUUAUGAAUGAGAUAGUAGCAGCUGUGAAUUCCUACAAUGCUAAGCGUAAUGCAAGCACUAACAGAGGAGCAAACGUACAUUCUGCGGGAUGA